Lolium rigidum is the source of this 1032-nucleotide messenger RNA. Its product is annotated as BTB/POZ and MATH domain-containing protein 1-like. NCBI's taxonomy places the organism in Eukaryota, Viridiplantae, Streptophyta, Magnoliopsida, Poales, Poaceae. The transcript is spliced from 2 exons. Gene Ontology annotation, biological process: protein ubiquitination. The record is from RefSeq and is a predicted model, not a curated record. Gene Ontology annotation, molecular function: protein binding. Bases 1 to 1032 code for a protein of 343 amino acids.
AUGGCAGAGCAUUGCAAGAUCUCUGCUGCGCUUGUAGCUGAGAAAAGGUCAUAUGUGCUCAAGCUAGAUGGAUACUCAAGAACCAAGGCGCUGGUGAAGACCGGCGAGUGCGUGAGUUCUGCCCCUUUCAGUGUUGGAGGUCACAGAUGGGCUGUGAAAUAUUACCUAAACAGUAUAGUGUGUGCCGACAGCAUCUCUCUUUAUCUGGUUCUUGACCCUGCUGGCGCAAAAGAUGUGACAGCGAAAUUGACGAUCAGUGUACUUGACAAGAACGGGGAACCGGUACCAUCAUUCAGCCUUCAAGAGCGCGUCUAUUUCAUCAUCAGGGCUGAUCUAGAGGGAUCGGUGCAUCUGAGAGACGAUUGUUUGACCAUCAGGUAUGAUGUCACCGUCACGGAGGAGAUUUACAAUGAAGAAACAAAGGUUCCUCCGAGUGACUUGCACUGUUAUCUGGGAGACCUCCUGAAGAACAAGGAUGCAGCAGACUUAACCAUUCAAGUCGGUGGACAGAGUUUCUCUGCUCAUAGGUGUGUCCUCGCUGCCCGGUCACCUGUCUUCAAGGCGGAGCUCCUUGGCGCCAUGAAGGAGAACUCUGGUAGUCCUAUCGAGAUCUGUGACAUGGAAGCAAACGUGUUCAAAUCGUUGCUCCACUUCAUAUAUACCGACACACUUCCUCCUGUGCUUGAGAGUGCUAGCAACAAUGGUGCUGGAGAGUUGGCGAUGGCUGGACAUCUAGCAGCCGACAGGUACAACAUUGGGAGGCUGAAGCUGAUAUGCGAGGAGAAGCUGUGCAAUCAGAUUGAUUCUAAAAUGGUGGCCACUAGUUUGGCUUUGGCUGAGCAGCAUGGUUUCCAUGAUCUGAAAGAGGCUUGUUUAAAGUUCCUGGCUGCUCCUUCCAAUUUAGAGGCUAUGAUGGCAAGUGAUGGUUUUGAGCAUCUGAAAUCUAGCUGUCCAACUGUUCUCAAGGAGCUGAUAGCCAGAAUCCUACCGCCUGAACAGAAGGCGGCAAAGGAUCUUGUCAUGGCUAUUUAG